Molecule: messenger RNA, 18476 nt
Organism: Pelobates cultripes (western spadefoot toad)
Lineage: Eukaryota; Metazoa; Chordata; Amphibia; Anura; Pelobatidae
Source: the annotation of a GenBank genome assembly
UUGGACUCCUAAUUAUUCUUUUCAAGGUAAGUGUUAUGUUUAUAUUCAUAUUGUAAUAUAAAUGGAUUAUCUCUUUUCUAUAAAUACUUUUAUAUUCCCAGAUGCCAACGCUGCUGCUUUGAUGAUCUUUUAACUAUAUGUUAGGGAUAGUCCAUAGAUUUCAUAGCUUGACCUUAACUGACUUAAAUUGCAUAUUAAUUGUGGUAAAUAUAUUAGGAAAUUUAAUAAAAUAAGAUCAGAUCUUGUUCUUUUAGAUUGUCGUUAAUUUCCUAGACUAUUAUCAAUGUAUAUAUUAUUGACGUAUUUUAUUUAGUAUGCAGAACUUGCUCUGUUUAAAGAAUAAGAAAUGUCUAGAAAUGUUGCCACUCCACAUUUUGUUUUAUCUAAACAAUUAUACAAAUAGUUUUUUUUUAACACAUUUAUUAAAAUCACUAAACUGCAAAUUGUGUAGAUUUGAUAAAGGAAAUUGCAGAUUUUAGACUAAAUUGGAAACAUUCCCAAGUUCAGCUAUUUUAGCUUUAACAUUUCAAUGACUUUGUCUAUUCCCUACAAUUUCAAUAAUAAAUCACCAUGGGCUUUAAUUACUGUCAAUGAAUUCUUUUUAGAAUGAGGCUAGGUAGAUCAAAGAGUUCUUCAUAGAUCAAAGAGUUCUUCAUUCAUGUUAACGAAGAGGUUGGAAGCUUAUAAACUCUCAAGGUUCUAUACCAUGAUUGAAAAAAGUACACCCCCUAAUUUAGCCAUACUUCAUAUAAAUUGUACAGUACCCCCUCCCUCCCCAACAUAUUUUUAUUUCAAAGCUUAGCUUAAGAGUAACAGAGCAUUCUGGGAAUUGUAGUUAUUCAACAGACGGAUUGCAUUCUACCAGAUGUAACCCCACUGAGGGCCAAGGUUAUGUAAAUAGCGUGUCAUUGUCACAUAUCCGACACGUGCUUAUUCCUUUAAGAUUAGAAUGCUAAAACAAAGAACAGAUCACAGCAGGUGCUGGUUUAAGAGUCCUUCAAAGUUUUAUUUGCCCUGAAUAUAAAGGCAAAUUUAUUAAGGGCCAGCAAAGGGAACACAGGACGACUUGGAAGAAUGUGCAUGCUUGAAAUAGGACAAGACCUUGUGGAGAAUGCAUCUUUUGCAUUCAGUCAUUCUUUAUUUUGGGUGAUCUAUAUCUACUAUAAACAUACCUAAAUUUAAUUGUUUUAGGUACGUUUUUCAAAUAAUCACACUCUGGCCUUGAUUCCAUUAGUUUGAAUCAGCAUCACAAAUGAUUCCAAUCUGUUAGAAAAAAAAAAAAAUACACAAAUGGUGACGUGUAUGGAUACAUCAUUUGAAAAUGUUUUAUUUGGUGCAGAUUGUGAUCAUCUGAAAAAACUAAUUAUCCAAAAGAAUUAAAUUGAGGCCUAUAUUUGAUGUUUGAUCUAUAUAAAAGUGCUAUUCAAGUUUAGAAAUGGCUACAAUGUAUAAAACACCCACACCCUACCAAAGUAUAAAUAAAUAGAUUAAAGCGUUCUGUGGUUAAAUACAUUCCUGGCACUUCAAGAACCACAGCCACUGUAUUUCACUGUAUAUUUAAUGCUGUACAGUAACCUGUAAGGUGCUAAUUACACCUCUGUGUGCAAUAUAAUUAAAACAUACAUACUUACUGUACCUCACUCUACUGUAAUGUAACCUGCUAAUUACACCUGUUAGCUCUCUAUAGCCAUAUACUUAUCAUUAUAUAUAUAUACAAACACUAUAUCUGUGCAUGGCAAAAAAAAAUAAAUAGGUUUGGACUAAUUGAUUUGUCUAAAAAAACAUUGUUGGGAUCUGUGCUUCAGUUCAGGCAAAUUUUAUCCUUGAGAUCAUUGUAAAAACUAAUUUGGCAAACCAAAAGAGCACGAGAAUGGGCCAAUCGGUGUGCUGCAAAAUAUAUACCUAAAAUAAAUAUCAUGUAUAUAUUUCAAAGUGCACUAAUAUGCGCAAAUUCACAACUCUUGAUUCACAGAUCAAUUGGGAACAAGUGAAGAAUAGAGAGAUAAAAGAGGAGGAGCGAUAGAAAAAAAUCUGUAUUUAUAUAUUAUAUAUUUAUUAAAUAUAUCAUAUACGAAUAUUAAGGAUGUGCAUGGGCAAAAAAUUCAGUUCAGUUCAGCACUUCGAAAUUCGGGACUUCGGCAAUUCGGCACUUCGGUAACGCACUUCCGAAAUUUGGAUCCGAAUGUCCGAAUUGACGAAAUUCGGACGAAUUUAAAUUGCACGUCUAACGAAUAUAUCAUUACGGAUUUUUCUUAUUGCUCAUCCUUUUACUCCGAUUGGUUACUUCUUACUUGAUGGAACUCAGAAUCAGGAAUCAAACAAAACUGUUCAUCCAUUGUCCAUUUUGUUUGUUUCUUUAUUGGUCCAUAUCUCAAUAUGGAGUCUCUGAAAUCAGAAGAACCUCCGAUUGCCCCGAAUUUGGACAAUUCGCAAUUUGUUUGAAACUGAAUGCACUAAGCCUAACAAACACUGUUUACCUAGUGCACCUACUGUAACUCACUGUAAUGUAACCUGUAAAGAGGCAAGCAAUCCUGUUAAGUUAGGAUUAUGCAAGGCUUUUGCAAAGAUAUAAUAUACUCUUUUAAAGAAUGUUUAAAGAAUUUGAACGCUAAGUUGGUUUGCCACGUUAAUGUCGGUAAUUAUCGUUUGUGAAUUUCUUCUGUCAUAUUUUCCUUGCAGACAAAACAAUGGGCUUCUUCACGUGUAUCAAACUUAUAAUGGUUGUAUUCAACCUGCUGAUAUUUGUAAGUAUCAAACCUCUUUCCUUGUGCAGUCUAUACUGCCAGCGUAAAACCUUGACAUCCUGCUACAUUUAACACAUACACCACAUGAGAACUGGUAUCACAGAGAGGAUAAUGAUACCUGUUUAUUUUAUGGUUCUUAACUAGAACACUCACCAGUCAAUUAAAGAGAAGAUGGAAAUGUCUCAAUUAAGAAAAAAAAAUAUUUUAUAUUGUGUGUGUGUGGGGGGGCAGUGUGUGUAUGGGGGCAGUGUGCCUGUAUGGGGGCAGUGUGCCUGUAUGGGGGCAGUGUGUGUGUGUAUGGGGGGGCAGUGUGUGUGUAUGGGGGGCAGUGUGCCUGUAUGGGGGGCAGUGUGUGUGUGUAUGGGGGGCAGUGUGUGUGUAUAUGGAGGGCAGUGUGUGUUUAUGGAGGGGCAAUGUGUGUCUAUAGGGGGGAAAUUAAUAAAUAUAAACUUUUUUUAAUUAAAAAAAAUUAUAAUUUUCAUAUCACCCCUCCCCACUUACCUUUGCUUCGGAGGGGGGGACAGUACUAAUCCCUGGUGGUCCGGUGGAGAAGCCCUGGUGACUCCUGAGGCUCAAGUGCACCCUUGCAAGAUUAGGAGUGUUGCCAUGGUAAUCGCGGCAACGCUACAAUUUGGCAAAAAGAGAACCCGGCGGAGCUGCAGAUUAGAGCUUUCCUGGGUCCUCUCUCCCUCCCCUGUGAGGAACGGUUUCCAGUGCUAUUAUCAUAGCACCAGGGAAAUAUUUUGCAGCGGUACUGCGGCACACAGUUUGGGAACCGCUGUCCCAUAUUAAACCUUUUCCACAUAACUCCCCCAAAACGUAUGAUCACCUGUUUCUGGAAAUAUAGAAUUCUCACAUAUCUUAGAGGUGAAAAUGUGAUAUCUAUGGGUAUCUAGAAAUAUAAGGGAUUUUUUCUAGCAGUGAUUCUUUUAUGUUUUAAAUAAAUUACCUUUUAGAUCUUGCAAUCUGUAAAUUGCAAAAAAUAUAUAAUUUACUAGAUUUACUAGUGUCACAAAACUGAUUUUAAAAUAUAUAAGUGAUAUAACAUUAUAUGAGUUAGAUAUAAAUGACGUUUAAUAUAAAAUAAACAUGUCAAAUUUAUUUUUUUAUAUAUUUUUUCUCUCUGUAGCUUGGCGGAGGGGUUCUCCUUGGAGUAGGAAUCUGGGCUACUGUGGACAGUAACUCUUUCGUACAUAUAUUUGUAUCGAUUUCCGCUGAAACUGCUACACAAAUUCUAAAUGUUGCAUGUCUUCUUAUUGCCAUCGGAGCAGUACUUGUUGUGAUCAGCUUCCUGGGGUGCUAUGGAGCUCAGCAAGAGAGCCAGUGCCUUCUAAUUACAGUAAGUGACCUGUCUACCAUGGAUAAAGAUAACAUGAAUACUGAGAUUGGUAUCCGUUAUAGGUUUUAUGUACCUACUUGUUUUUAUUUACACAAGUACAGUAGUUUAUAUCUAUGUUAAAGGGAUACUAUAGGCAUCAAAACAAGUUUUGCUUAAUGAAGCAGUUUUGGUGUAUAGAUCAAGCCCCUGCAGUCUCAUUACUCAAUUAUCUGCCACUUAGGAGAUAAAUCACUUGUUUCCAGGGUUAAGGGACCUGGGACACUGCACCAUUGCACCAAUGAGCUGAAGUGGUCUGGAUGCCUACAGUGUCCCUUUAACAUUGAACGCCUGUGAGCGGAAGACCUGUUCCACUAUCUUGGCUGAGGGUUGAGUAUAUUGGGUCAUUAUUGGAUUGACCAUAUUUUCUCCAAAAUUAAAUGCUUUUAAUACCACGUCUAAAAAUGACCAACCCACCCAGGAAAAAUGCUUUCUCAGGAUCUAACAAUAGGAUGGCCAGUGGGAUUUUAUAUUCUGAAGCGUAGUCAAUUAUAUCAAUGAUCUUUCUUGUAUUUGGUUGACGUCCCUUUGCAAAUCCUUCUUGAUCUUUAUAAAUGAACUGUGGAAUUAUGCGUUUAAUCCUCUCCAUCAAGACAGUGGAAUAUAUCUUAACGUCACUGUUAAUAAGCAAAAUUGGUCUAUAGUAGACCAACAGAAUUUUUUUAGUACUCCAUAAUCGGAGUUUAAUUUUUCUUGUGCAGGAAUAUAUUAUGCAAAGAAGAAUAAUAAUCUCUAAAUGAAGAGACAAUCCAAUUGUGGGUCCUACAAAUCUUACAAUCUGUUAUAUUCUCAAAAAAUCUUUCAUUUAGGAUUUUUUUUUAGUUGUUUAGAUACAAAUGUUUCUAUCCACUUAACUAAAUUAUUACAAUAGUGAGGAGAUAAAUACCAGUCCCUACUCUAGAUAUAUUUUAGUAAAUUGCUCUGUAAAUUGAACUUUAGUUAAACACGGAAGGCUCUUGACGUGCCUAUAAGGCAUUAAGCAAAGAAGGAGAGAAGAAAUUCUAGUUUAAAAACUGUGCAAUACAGGAACCUAAAAUAUCUAGGUUCCUUUUCAGGAAGUGUUUAGAAAGGCUGUGCAAGUCACAUGUAUAGAGGUGUGGCCAUGGCUGUAUAAACAAAGUGAUUUAACUCCUAAAUGGCAGAGAAUUGAGCAGUGAGACUGUAAGGGCAUGAUCUAUACACCAAAACCACUCAAUUCCAGCUAAAAUUGUUUUGGUGACUAUAGUGUCCUUUUAAGGCAUUUGUGUGUUUACACUCAGGUAGUAUGACCUCAAAGUAGAUGAACUCAAAAUUCUCUAAAAUAGUAGUAUUGCCUCGAACUUUAAACAUGCACAUUUGCAUUAAGAGAAACAGACUAUAUUCUACUAAACAUCACUGGGUUUCACAUCUCCAGUCUCUCUGAAUCUCAGGGUUUUUUUUAACUUGACCCGGUUUAGCUGUUUGGAAUGAACGUGUACAUACUCAAACUAAGCAGGGAUUAUCAUAUUUAAUUUUUAUUUUAUUUAUUUAUUUUUUUCACUCCUAAAUACUUUCAAGGAUUUUAACUAAAGUGAUAAUUCAAGGUGAAUUCAAAGUAAAUUUCAGAUUUAAGUUUAAAAUAGUCAUCCAUGCCUUUAGUUUGUCUACUCUGGCCUUAAAUUUAAAAUUCACUUUGAAUUCUAACUGUAGUGAAUAACCCUGUUAGUAAUGAUUUAACCAUAAUGUGAAUAUGACCAUGCUGGUGCCUGGCUGGUGCACACAUUAAACCUCCUCCAACUUCUUACACUUACUUCAUUACAUGGGAGUCUUCUGUUUCUUGUACUGACACCCUUACAGUUCCGAGAUACAUUGUGUUUUUCCUUAAUCUUUUUCAGUUCUUCACAGUUAUCCUGAUUAUCUUCGUUGCACAGCUAGUUGGUACUGUGAUAAUUUUGGUUAAUCCAUCCAAGAUAAGACAGGUAAGGCACUUUUGGAAGAAGACACUUUAAACAGUAAUUUAAAGGACCACUAUAGGCACCCAGACCACUUUAGCUCAAUGAAGUGGUCUGGCUGCCAGUUCCAUCUAGUGUUAACCCUGCAGAGAAACUGCUAUGUUUACACUAGGGUUAAUGCAGCCUCUAGCGGCUGUCUCAUUGACAGCCGCUAGAGGCGCUUCCGUGCUUCUCACUGUGAAUCUCACAGUGAGAAGACGCUGAUGUCCAUAGGAAAGCAUUGAGAAAUGCUUUCCUAGGGAAUGACUGAAUGCGCGCGCAUGCGCAUUCAGCGCUGACGUCAAAAGAGGGAGGAGAUUUCCCCAGCGCCGAGGAUUACCCUGAGGGUGGGGGGGACCUAAAGACCCUAUAGUGCCAGGAAAACGAGUUUGUUUUCCUGGCACUAUAGUGGUCUUUUAAUGAUAGAAUUUAUGGGAAUUUUCCUAGUUUGUGUUAGCCAGCCCUAUAUCAUCCGCUGAGUUUAAUCUCGGGGAAAAAAAUUACCUUGUGUUUGGAUAUUCUCUACCGAUCUCCUCUAAUCUAUUCUGAAUCAGUUUAAUCCAGUAAAUAUCUAUCUCCAAAUGCAUUAAAUACUGUCUCCUCCCCUGCAGGUGUGUCCAUAUGCCAAGAGACAGCAUGGAUUUAAGAUGAUCUGCAGAUCUAGCCUCAUAGUUUAAAGGGACGCUAUAGUCACCAGAACAACUACAGCUUAAUGUAGUUGUUCUGGUGAGUAUAAUCAUUAUAUGCAGGUAUUUCAUGCAAACACUGCAUUUUCAAAGAAAAUGCAGUGUUUACAUCCCCCCUAGGGACACCUCCACGUGACCACUCCUCAGAUGGCCACUGUAGGGGCUUCCUGGUUCAGUGCUGCACAGUAGGCAGCACUACCAUUCAGCGUCUCCAUGCCUUGCGCGGGGACGCUAAAUUUUCCUCAUAGAGAUGCAUUGAUUCAAUGCAUCUCUAUGAGGAGAUACUGAUUGGAAAAAGUGGUAUUUGGCCCCGCCCAUUUCCUUCCUCCUUGCCGAUUUUAGCCAAUCCAAUGCUUUCUCUAUUGGCUAAAAAUCUGCAAUUCUGAUGAUGUCACCAAGGAGGUGGAACGGGGGCAGGACCAUCGCUGGCGGAUGCGCGGCGCUUGAAAUAAGGUAUGUUUUAAUUCCUUUUAAGAGGUUUAAGGGGGGGGGGGGCAAGCCACCUAAAUGGUGGGUUUAACACUAUAGGGUCAGGAAUACAUGUUUGUGUUUCUGACCCUAUAGUGUUCCUUUAAUGUGUAGGGGGUAUUCUGGCUGAAGGUUUUGUCUAGCACCUCCUGUUGGUUGGAGGCUGCCUUACAUGGCGUGUGUGUUCAGUACAAUCUGAGUGAAUUACACUUUUGGAGUGUCAUUGCCAUUAUAGACUCUUGCCUUUCACUGUCUUUUCUGCCAGUUGUGUUCAUUUAGUGGAAAUUGUCACUUUUAAUACCUAGUGACAUCACUAAAAUGGAUUGUAAUAAAGGAGUUUUAAAGAAGCACAUGAAGAUUAUAGAUUAUUUAGAGCUUCAAGAACCCAGCUCUGCUCCCCUUAUCAAUUGUAUUAACGUAACAUGUGGCUUUAAAUUCUCUCCCCUCUUUUCUAUGGUUUUAUACUUUUAUUUUUCACAUCUCUAGGCAGAAGAUGAGCUGAAGACUCUUCUGAAACCUGUGCUCCAAGAGGAAUAUGGUACAAAUGAGCAAGUGACAAAACUGUGGAAUGGGACCAUGAAUGAUGUAAGAAGACUGUGCCCAAACUGCCUAUUACAAACAAUUAUCCUCUGUCCAACUGACACAAAACAUUCUCAAUAUAUCUUUUCAGCUCAAGUGUUGUGGUCUAAGUGGGUAUGAAGACUUCAUCAAUUCAAACUAUGUCAAUCUCAGUCAUGUCUAUCCUUCUCAAUGCUGCAACUCCACCGUGAUGACCUGCACUAAGACAAACGCGCAAGCUUCUGAUGUACAGGUAGAUAGGACAGCGCUACUUAAUAGCCAUUAGAUAAAUGUCACAGAAAAAAACACACACACAAAAAGUUCUUAUUAUACCAAAAUGUAAAUAAUAAAUAUAUGUUUCUUAAAACAGCAAUAAUUGGUAUAGGUAGAUACAUUUUGUCACGCAACAGGGAUUUACAGAAGUGCUUCCAUUUCUUGUUAAAUAAAUGUGAUUUUAAUUAGAUAUAAUAAUGUCCCGUUGAAUUUAUGGUGUCUUGUGUCAGCUGCCACGGGUGGCAGCCAACUUGUCAAAUCUAUUACCGCUGUGUGAAUUUAAUGAAGCUGUUACUGAGAUUUUAUUUUAUUUUAAUGCUCAAUAGGUUAAAUUGAUAAUAAUUGGUAGCAGCUAACAUUGGGCUGUAUUAUAUGAACAGAGUAGAUCUAAUGGUGGCUGAGUUCUGUUUUCGUACUUUGUACUGAUAACAGAGGAAUAACAUAAGUUCUUUCUGGAGAGAGAGAAUGGUCAGGUAUUGGAGGGAUUCUUGUUGAGAAGUAGAUGUUUGGGGUUAUAAUAUCUAUUGAGGCGGGAUGGGGAUGUCCAAUGUGAUUGCUUAGGAAGAAUCCUAGAUGUGCAAUGUUACAGAGAUUUUAUGGGUGACAUAUAUCGGAAAUAACUCAGAAUCCUGUACGAGAGAACCUUCAGGGGUAAGAUAUAUUGUGUCUUUAAAGUGAUUCAUACCUUAGAGGCAAUGUUUGUGGAUACUAUUAGGAAUUUGGCUAUGAAGCCUCUCUGUAAAAUGACAACAUAUUUUGUAGAUCCAAUGUAAGGUGUGUCAGGAAAAAUUGUACAAGGGGAGCAUUUAUGUUUGUCCAAACGUAAACUGUGCACAUAAUAGGAACUUCAAUGAAAAACAUUUGUGGACAACAUGGAGAGGGCUUGAAGAACAUAAAGAAGGGCAACGCAAUGAACUUUACUAGAAAAGUAUUCUUUCAUUUCUUCUUUAGGGUUGUUUUGAGAGUGUCCUGGCCCUCAUCCAGAAGCAUAUACCCAUAGUGGGUGGUGUGGCGGCUGGCAUCUGUGCUUUGGAGGUAAGAGGAGAACCCGACACUAAUGAGAGAUCAUUUUAGGCAGUGAUUUAACUGAAGAGAGUUUCUGUUUGAUUUUUUUUUUUAAAUACCGACCUUCAUUUGCAAACUGAUCAACAGGGCCAUUAGGAAGUUCCUUGAAAAUAUUAAUAUAUAAAAGUGUUUUCAGCUUACUUGCAGUUGAGGAAGACUAGUUUCUAUAUGUGAAUAUAUAUAACAGGCCUAAUGUAUUUUGGGAAUAUGUGUAAAAUAGCGGACAUUGUGAUAACUGUCCUGCUUAAUUUUUAAAAUAUUUUAAAGUAUAUGGAACUGGAACUGAUGGAUAUGUGAAUUGAUCGAAAUGGCUGAAACAUGACUUUGUAGUGUUGGAGAUUGUGAGAUGACAUUUAUGCCAGGAUGCCAGUUAUUUCCCAUUGUCUGACCAUAUUUGGUGCCAUGUUGCAUGCAGUACAUUGGACACACACUGACGUUCUAAGAGCAAUACCCAAGGCACCAUCUCAAAAAUAUUGAUUGUUUCCAUUGUAAUUCCAACAGUAAAUGGAAAGUGGAGUGUUUUGUUUCUUCUACAAUAUUAAUAUUUGAAAGACCAGAGUAUGUUGAAAAUUACCAUUUUUUAAUGUAUUAGAUAUACACUGAUCAGCCACAACAUUACAGCCACUAACAGGUGAAGUGAAUAACAUUAAUUCUAUUGUUACAAUGGCACCUUUACAGGGGUGGGAUAUAUUAGGCAGCAAGUGAACAGUCAGUUUUUGAAUUUCAUCUGUUGGAAGCAGAAAAAAAUGGGCAAAUAUUAAAGGUUAGACAACUGGGUCAGAACAUCACCAAAACGGCAACUCUUGUGGGUUGUUCCCAUUAUGCAAUGGUUGGUACCUACCAAAAGUGGUGCAAGGAAGGAUAAACAGUGAACCGGCUUAGCCGCAGUCCAUUCAGGGUACCCAUGAUGACCCCUGUCCACCACCAAAAGUGCCGUCAGCAGGGGACAUGAGCAUCAGAACUGGACCAGUGCUGCCAGGUCUGAUGACUCAUGUUUUGUUUUAGUUCAGGUGGAUAGCCGGGUGUGUGUGUAUUGUUUACCUGGGGAAAAGAUGGCAUAAUGGGAAUAAAGCUAGCUGGUGGAGUCAGUGUUAAGCUCUGGGUAAUGUUUUGCUGGGAAACCUUGAGUCCUGGCUUUCAUGUGGAUGUUUCUUUAACAUAUACCACCUACCGAGUGAUUGUUGCAGACCUGAUGGCCUCUUUCAGCAGGAUAAUGCACCCUUCCACACUGCAAACAUUUUUCAGGAAAAAAAUCUCAAUCCAAUUGAGCACAGUGGAAUGUGCUGGAACAAUACAUCCAACCCAUGGAGGCCCUACCGGUGUUGUCAUUAAUGCUUAACAGUUGCAUUUUACUGACAAGCAUGGAAAUUAGCCUUCAAUGUUUAAUAAACCACCAGGUUCUAACAUGUUAUAUAUUUUUUCAGAAUAUUUCAAACACAUGGAUGCUAUCUUUUAUAAAACUUGUAUUUAAUUGUUCUCUUUCUCAGUUGGCAGCGAUGAUGGCAUCCAUAUAUCUCUACUGUCAACUAGGCGACGCUGGAAGCAUGCACUAACUACAAGAAGAAAGGACCUGCUUUACAAAAACUAUUUCUAUGUAUUUAGUAUUUUUUUCUCUGUGUUGACAUUUAUAUACAAAACCUAAUAUCAACAAAAUUGCAAUAUGAAUACAGUUUGGCUCGGCUAAGGAACCUAAUGGCACUUUUCGGUGGCAUCUAAAUACCAGCUAGUUUGUUACAAUGUCAUUGCUUUUUAAACACUUCAUUACUGAGGCGUGAUUGGUUAUAUCUUAGUGUAUUUCACAUCUUUACUAUGAAGGUAUUUGAAAGUUAAAUGGCCACAAUUUUUUGUGUGAGUCAAUACGUAUGACAUUAUCUUUGUAGAUCUUUAAAAAAAAGUUAAAAUGUAAUGUAGUUAAAUACCACAAUGAAAUAUGUUAAUUUAUUUUGUUUUCAAAUUGUUAAAAUUAUGAGAAACUUCUAUACAAAGAGUUGGAUGUGUGAUUUUGCUUUCUGCAUUUGCGAAAUAUGUAAAUAAAUAAAUCCAAACGGGAUAGAGUCUUUUUGUGUUCACUUUAUUAAUAUGGUUAUUUAUUUAAAAUAAAUUGUUUGAAAUUCAAAGUGAAUUUCAAAUUUUAGACCAAAAAAAACAGAAAAGCUGAGUUAUAGAAUUUUUCCUAUUUGUAUAUUUUUUGCCAAAAGUUUGCAAUCCCUAUAGAAGGAGCUUACAUCCAAACAUCUGAAGCACUUUAGCUUGCUGAAUACCUUUAUGUGUGAAGAAUGUGUCCUCUUUUUUUUAUUUAACAAAAAAGGCAGAUUUAAAUAGAAAUAGACCCUUUUAUAAAUUAACCUGGUUACACCACCCAGCUGUCAAUCAGACACUCUGCCAAGUUACUUCCUGGUUUGUCUUGGUGGAAUUAAACUCAAGAGGCAACAAUUGCCCAGAGCACCUGCCUUGCAAAGACUUCUCAUUGAGCUGCAUUGGGAAGCCUGUGAUUGGACAGCCACAGAAAGUCAGGGCGGGGUUAGAAUGAGAACACAGUGAUCUGUUCCUGGACCCGCCCCUCAGACUGACAGUGUGAUCUCCUGGAGGGAGAGAACUGGGGACAGAAUGGACAAGUCAAAAAUUACAUAUAAUGCGCUUGAGGAUUCUGUGCCAACAGGCGCUCGUGAUGUAAAUCUGGUCUUGAAGAGUUCUCUAAUUUUUGCAGGCUGUUUUUAGAUACAUUUAUGAAAAAAAAUACAUAAUUAAAAUGCAUGUUUUAAUUUGAGUAUAUAGUGAUUGAUUGCUUGAUUGAUUGAUUGAUUUUGUUUGGGCAGUGAAGUGUCCAUUUAAUAUAUGACCUGAGAUUAUAGAUCUUCUUUGCGUAAAGUGAUCAGCCACACCCCAAAUAUUUUCUCUUACUGGAAGGGGUGUAGAUUCAGUAAAUGGAUAAUAAAUUGCACAUGUGCUAAAUUAUGUGGCAUCAUAAAUACACAGAGUACAAACAUUGCUAUGUGUAUCACACCUAUUCUGGGCAAACAUUCUGGACUGAAGGACUUUAAACACCCAUGUUCUGCAUUUUUAUGCUGACGGCAAUUUUUCUUUAGAAUUUUUUUUAAUCAGAAUUAAGGAAGUGACUUGAUAAUCAACAGCUCAGGAUUUUCUUUCAUGUAUUUGUUAUUUAAUUACAAGUUGUACUUUGUUCAGUGUUUUUUUUUGGCCCUGGAUGCUAUUACAUGAUGCAAGAGUUAUUGUUUGAAACUGGUCUAGAUUUUUAUUUGUGUUUGUGCGUGUGUGUUUGUUUAUGUGUGUGUGUGUGUGUGUGUGUUUCUGUGCGUGUGUGUUUGGAUUUUCUUGAUCUGAUACUUGGUAUAACAAUUGGUAUAACAGCGAAAGUUUAUUUUCUAUUAAACCAUGGAGAUGAACUGUUUAAAUAUAUAUCUUUAAAUUCCAGGGUUCAGACUCAUAUUAUGGCCUUUCUCUGCUUUUUCCCGAAAGCAUUCAAUCCCUUGAAGGUGUAGGGGUGUGUGCGAGUGUGUGUGUGUGUGUGUGUGUGUGUGCAUGCAUGUGCGUGCGUGCGUGCGUGUGUGUGUGUGUGUGCAUGCAUGUUUGGGUCUCACAUGCGUCAAGGUCCCAGGCAAGAAAUGCCUCCUCCUAUCAGCCAGGAAGUCUGGAGCCAUCAUCCACAUUUUUGGAUUAGAAGUCCUUGUGUAACUAUUUAUUUGCAAAUGUACAGACCACUCACUAAAGGGACACUCUAAGCAGCAUAUUGACUACAGUGCAGUUUAGCAUUAUAGCACCAGAAGCCCCCUGGUAUCGUCUGAUGAUAUACUGCCAAGCUGUUUAAGAAUGGAUGACAUUUCCCUAUCUCUGUCAAGCUCCUUUGGUCCUUCUGGUCUGGACUUGAAGAUAAAAUGGAAGUUCAUGCUGAGAACCUGCUGAUGGCUUUCAUCCACUUAAUAAUGUCCCAGGAUGCUAUGAGUUGGAAUGACACUUAUCACAGCCCCUAUCCCCACUCCCUCCCCCUUCACAGGCCCUGCCCCCCUUAUAAAAGCCUCUAUACACAUUAACACAGCAACUAGCACCCCCCCCAAUAUAAGCCUAUUAUGCCCCCAGCACAGCCCCUCUACACUUGCUAUCCUCCACUACAGCAUCUAUUCCUUCCAUCACUGCCCAUAUUCCUGCCCCAUCAAAGGCCCAAUCCCCCCAUCAUACUCUCUAUUCCCACAUUACAGUCAUAACCCCACACACAAUGCAUCUAGUUUCACCGUCAUACACUACAGCCUAUAUUUUCCCGAUACACUACAGCCACUAUCCCCUUAUCACAGCCCUUAUUCCCUCACCACAGCCUAUAUCUCCCAUAUACUAUAGCCUCUAUCUCCCCUAUAUACAAUAGCCUCUAUCCCCCAUAUACUACAUCCUUUAUCUCCCAUAUACUAUAGCCUCUAUCCCCCAUAUACUACAUCUCUUAUCUCCCCUAUAUACUAUAGCCUCUAUCCCCCAUAUACUACAUCUCUUAUCUCCCCUAUAUACUAUAGCCUCUAUCCCCCAUAUACUACAUCUCUUAUCUCCCCUAUAUACUAUAGCCUCUAUCCUCCAUCUACUUCAUCCUCUAUCUACCUUAUAGACUACAUCCUUUAUCUCCCCCGUACACUACAGCCACUAUGUCCCUAUACUACAUCUCAUAUCUCCCCCAAACACUACAACCUAUAUCCCCACAUUAGAGCCCCUAUUCCCUAUAUACUACAGCCCCAAUUGCCCUCAUGUACCACAGCCUUCCUCCCCCACCCAUACACUACAGUCAUAAUGUCCCCCACAUACACUACAGCAAUUAACAUCGCCACACACAAAGAAACACUACAACCCCUCUCCUCGCACACUACACAUCUAACAGGCAUCUCCGAAAACUAAUAUACAAUGUAUAUGGGGAUACAAAUCUACAGAAGAAAUACAAAUAUACUGUAAUACAGUUAAAGAAUCAUUGAUUAAUUGUGCUGUUUAAAAUGUACACAGAAGAUACAAUGGUGAUACACAUCUCUGGAUGCAUCCCUUGAAAUUCUUUGGGGUUAUCCAAUGUCAACUUUCCCCCAGACUGUCACCUCCACACCAGGACCAAUUGUGUCAGGACACAGACUAGGUUUCAAGUAACUGAAUUUAUUAUAAAGUAUAAAAUACAAAUAAAGUGCAGUGUUCCUAUACAUUUCACCCCAAUAUUACCAAUAAAGUGUAAAAAAACAUAAAAAAUAAAAGCAAUUCCCAAAGAAAACAUAUCUGUAUACACCCCCUCCCCAAUUCUUCCUUACAUAGGGCUAAUCCCGUCAUCCUAUUGGUGACAUAGUGGGCGUGCCUCCAUUCAGCAGCUGUUUCUCUUGUGAUUGCCAAUUUUGCCAAAUCACAGCGCCCCUUGCACAGCUCUGGCCUGCUCCUGCCCAUUACAGCUCGUCACUUAUGGAGCGUCUGUUCCUCAUUUGCGUUUGGGUUCCAUUAUCUUUCUAUAUUUCCUUUUCUUGCGGCACCAUUUGUUUUCUAUUUACUGUCCUCGGGCAUUUUAUCAUCCCUAAUAUUGUUUAAUUAACCUCAUAUGCCUAUUGAACAUAUAGAUAAUGCAUGACUCAGUGGUAUAUUGGGUAAACAUAUUGUAAACAUAUAUCCCCAGACAUUACGCUGCUGCAAACAGUCUCAAUUCACAGACACACACCCCCAGAAGUACUUCCACAAAUGAUAUUCCACAUAUGGGGACACCAGAGACAUGUCACCAUCAAUCACAGAACAAUAAUGUCAUUAAAUAUGUUUGCACAGUGCUAAACAAGCGCAGGGUGUCUUCCUUAUGUCAUAGCCCUUCAGCAAGGUUCUGCGCAUAAGCGGUCCCAGAGGGGAUCAAAUUCACAUUCCCACUUUGGGAAGUGUGCAUGUCAUUGGUGAUGACACAACAUACCCGUCCCUGGCCCUGGUCCUGCCCCCAUGGCUCCCAUAUUGGGAGAGUUCACCAUCAACACUUCCGAAUUAAGGUCAUGCCUCAAGAUAUCACAUACCAGCAAACGGGAAGACCACUAUGUACUUUCUCUGCAACAUACCAAGACCAGUCAACCAGGUCAAACAGUAAAGUUCCUUAUUACCCAACAAUAAACCAAUGGUGUCCAGUAAAGACACUAGAUAUAUAUCGACACGACUUACCAUCACCUUCAAAUCAACCUUACCAUACAGGGGGCCAUUCUCACUACAAGCAAAUUCAUGCUUUACAUUAAAAUCCUAUUAAUGAGACUAGGUCUCAACCCCUUACACUAUUCCGGACACUCCUUCAGGAUAGUCAUGACCUCGGCAGCCUCCCACAGGAACAUCCCUACCAAUAUUAUAAAGUAAUUGGGGCGCUGGAAAUAUUCAGCCUACUGUAGAUACAUUCCUCAACCAGAGAAGGAAUUUAGACAAGCAUUCCAACAUUUAGCAUUUUGAUAGUCUGUGUUGUAAUAAUGUGAUUGUUGAUUGAAUAAAAAAAUAAAUUGGCAUACAUCCUCUUUUGCCCACUUUAUUUACAGGUCUACUGAUACAUUGGUUUCGGCACACCAGAACCGAAUGUUGUAUACCUCUACAUGUAUCAUAAGGUAUCAAGUACCAGAUACGGCUUUAUUGCCCCGAGCACAAAUAUAUAUUUUAAAAGAUAGUUGUUUAAAAGUGAGCGAUUAUACAGGACUAUGGACAUUAUUAAUAAUAGCUGGAUCAGAAACAAAUCUGGCUGGUAUUAUGUCGUAAAUUAGGAAUUAUAAAUGUUUUCUUCGUUUUGUGUGGAUCAACAGCAGUUAUUGCAAUAUAUGGACCAAAGUGGGGUCUCCUUCCCUCAGGGUCUCCUUCCCUCACUUCCUUCUGCUGCUUCAGCAACACAGUGUACAGUGAUUUUAGCAGUGCAAAAAGCCCACUUUCCCAUACACUAGUCGAAACUACUUAGCGAGGGUAGAACAAGAACUGAUUUAUUAGCCAAACAUACAAAUAGUUAUACAAGUUUGAAUGUCUAUUCACCCUCCAGGAGGUGAUCUGUAUAACGAAAGACAAUUCUUCUUUUAUUUCAAUCUUGUAGAAUACUGCUCCUGAGGUCUAUUUCUUAAAAAAGAAAAAGUGCAGUUUUUUUAGGCAUUCCAUGUUAUAUUCAUAUCACUGUAUAUUGUUACAAAUUGUAUGAUGAAAUGUCUGGUGCACUAAAGUGUCAGGAAUACAGUUUUGCAUUCCUAACACUAUAGUGUUCCUUUAAUUUGUGAGUUCUCACUAACCAUUGCAAUGUUUACAAACAGUCCCCCACAUCAUCCAAUUAUUUUUUGUAAAUCUAUUUUUAUUUUUUUCUAACAUAAUACCGAAAAGAGAGUGGGAAAGAUGCAGAUGUUGGACUGAUUAAAGGGCAGCACGCCAUGUCAGGAGCAGGGAAUUUCUUUACCAAUAUUGGGAAUUUCUUUACCAAUAUUGAUGAUAGAAUAAAAAGAUAAAGUCUACCCAGCCUAUGAAAAGUGCAUCACUGUGGAAAUAAAAGGAUUUCAGAAUUGCAGCCAUGGAUUACAGAAUUGCAACACACAACCUAGAAGGAAGUUAUCGCCCCAGAAUUUGUACGGUAAUAAUGGACUCACCAUAUAAUUGAGAGGUAAUAAGUGCACACUCAGUAGCAUGAGGGACUGCUGAAUUAGUUACACACAUUGCUGAGAACCAGUAUGUUCACCUGUGACACAGGUAACUGGGACAUUGAAACUCAGAAGCUGUUAAGGAACUUGCAAAGCGGUAUUUAGCAGAACACAUGAUAAUAUCAUCAUGUCACAAAGUAUUGCAAAUAUGUUUUCUGCAACAAAAGAAAAGUUUUACAUACUCCACAAAGCAGGAAAAAUGCUCAAAAACAACUAAAAAUCAUAUGACACAUUUACCCAUAAUAGGUAUCGAACCACGAGGGCAGUAACAAAUAUUUGGUGACAUUUAUUGUUGACUAAACCUGAUACACUAUGCUAUUGCUAUUAAAGAACAAAAAAAGACUCAGAGAAAGAUUUGCAGCCAUUAUCAGCAACAAACACCAAUGGAAACAGGAGAAAUCCCCGUGGACAAAGUAGCAAAUAGUGUCACAUAUCCAGCUGACACUUUUCCCUCACCUGGUGCUCAGCGGCCGGAAGCUUGCAGUGCUGACUGUCUCAGCAUACAGUCUAGCACCGGCCGUUGCACAUCCACGGGAAGAAAUAACCCUGCGCGCACGUGACCGAGGGUGCACAUGAACGCGCACGCGCACCGCACACGCACAUUUUGGAGCCAUAAUACCGGGCUGACCAAUGGGAAAGGGAGGACGGAUAUAAAAACCUAGUCUGACCUCCACUCAGUGCCCUGUCGUGGUUUCCCAUGUGGUUGUCCGAGAGCGCGUUCCUGUUUAUAGUUUUCUACUGGUUUUUGACUUUGGCUUUGUUUAUUGACUUCUCUGUAUUCUGGUAUCCUGACUCCUGGCUUUCCUUAUCGUUGCGUCCCUUUCUGUGUUCCCUGACCUCGGUUAGUAUUUUGACUAUUCUAUGUACGUUAAAUCCGGCCAUUCUAAGGACCGGUAAUACGUUACUUAUUAGUCAUUAAGGCUAUACAGUUCUACGUGCUGGAUCAUACAAUAAUCCUGAUAAAUAGACAAGUAAGAAAAUACAGAGAACGAGGCAUCAAACACGAUGGCAGAAAGUAUAAUACAUCGAGUGACAAAGAGCAGAUGUGUACUGGCAGAAUCCAAACUUUCCAAUAACUAAUAUUUUACCAGCUCCGAACUGCAAAACAGGCAGCCAUCAAAUGCGAUCCAGAAAAUCCCACGUGAAUUAUGGGACGGUUCAGAGCACAUUAUGGAGCCCAUUGGGAUAAGUACAUUUUAAGUGGAAACCAUUCUGAUUAUCUGUAGAUUACUAAUGUCCCAAUAUGUUGAGGUGCUAUAUUUAAUGAAAACUGGGAAACAAACCAUUUGUAUUUAAUGAGAAUUGCAGAGGAAUCUUCCUGCUAACCAAGAUAAAUCUGACAUAAAUAACGCUGCCCGCACUAUUACAUGAGUGCAUGAAAACAAAAUGGCGGACACCUGUGAAGAAAUAUGAGUUGUGAUAAAGUGAAGGCAGAUAGGCCUUUUAACCCCAGGGGGAGUAUGUGUAGGAUGUGUUGUAGGCAACACAAAACGCUGUUUAGUUAUGGGCCCCUGGGGUGGAGCAUUUGGAGAGCAGGGUGGGCCAAUGCUCCACUCCACAGUUUAGUGGUUUUCUGGGGAGACAUGGAUCCAGGCCAGGGUUUUUUGGAUCGUCUCCAACCCAUUGCUCAGCUGCAGUUAAUGAGCUGUUGCAGUGGGAAUAAACCCCAACCGGCUAGGCAGGAAAAGGAGAGGGAUUGCUUGCUUCCUCCCAGGAAGCAG